Messenger RNA from Closterium sp. NIES-65, 1167 nucleotides. NCBI's taxonomy places the organism in Eukaryota, Viridiplantae, Streptophyta, Zygnematophyceae, Desmidiales, Closteriaceae. The record is from the annotation of a GenBank genome assembly.
AUGUGGACGUCGCUGGAGCUGCAUCUGGCCACCGCCAAGAGCAGUAAGAGCAGUGGUAGCCACAGUAGCAAUAGCAGUAGUCACAGCGCGGCCACCCCUAUAACCCCAACUAGUGUACCACUCACGAAGCUGUUGGGGGGUGAGGGACUCAUGCGGACGGCGGUGGAGCUGCAUCUGGACACGCUAGGAGCAGCAGUAGCAGUAGAAAGAGCAGUAGCAGCAAGAGCAGUAGUAGCAGGCGAGGGCUCCGUGGCAGCUCCAGGGGCGGCUGCUCUAGGGGCGGCUGCUCCAGGGGCGGCUGCUGCAGGGGCGGCUGCCCUAGGGGCGGUUGCUGCAGGGGUGGCUGCUCCAGGGGCGGCUGCUGCAGUGGCGGCUGCUCCAUGGGCGGCUGCUGCAAGGGCGGCUGCUCCAGGGGCGGCUGCUGCAGGGGUUGCUUCUCCAGGUGCGGCUGCUGCAGGGGCGGCUGCUCCAGGGGCGGCUGCUGUAGGGGCGGCUGCUUCAAGGGCGGCUAUUGCAGGGGUGGCUGCUCUAGGGACGGCUGCUGUAGUGGCGGCUGCUCCUGGGGCGGCUGCUUCAGGGGUGGCUGCUCCAGGGGCGGCUGCUGCAGGGGAGGCUGCUCCAGGGGCAGCUUCUGCUGUGGCGGCUGCUCCAAGGGCGGCUGCUGCAGGGGCGGUUGCUCCAGGGGCGGCUGCUGCAGUGGCGGCUGCUCCAGGGGCGGCUGCUGCAGUGGCGGCUGCUCCAGGGGCGGCUGCUGCAGUGGCUGCUGCUCCUGGGGCGGCUGCUUCAGGGGUGGCUGCUCCAGGGGCGGCUGCUGCAGGGGCGGUUGCUCCACGGGCGGCUGCUGCAGUGACUGCUGCUCCAGGGGCGGCUGCUGCUGGUGUGGCUACUCCAGGGGCGGCUGCUGCAGUGGCGGCUGCUCCAGGGCGCGGGUUAGGGCAGGGCGCGGCGACGGGCAGGGGUGACGCCACGCGGGUCCCGCAGGGGCGUCGCGACGCACAGGAGCCGCGCCCCGCGGGUCCCGCAGGGGUGACGCGACGAGGCGGGGGCGAUGCGGCGGGGCCGCGAAGGGCGACGGGGCGGGGUCGCUACGGGCAGCGGGGUAGGGCUGCGAAGAGAGCCGUGAGGGGUCCGCGAGGGGGCCGUGAAGGGGCCGUGAAGGGUCCAUGA